Messenger RNA from Diceros bicornis minor, 1248 nucleotides. RefSeq names its product zinc finger AN1-type containing 5 (gene ZFAND5). Gene Ontology annotation, molecular function: DNA binding; zinc ion binding. Bases 521 to 1162 code for a protein of 213 amino acids. The transcript has 6 exons. The record is from RefSeq and is a predicted model, not a curated record. Lineage: Eukaryota; Metazoa; Chordata; Mammalia; Perissodactyla; Rhinocerotidae.
GUCGGCUGGAGCGUGGACCUGUGUGCGUGUCGACUUGGGGCUAGCUCGCUCCCUGGAGCCGCGCAGCUGCCCCGGUCGUAGCAGAAGCGACGGAGAACGCCAUUAGCGGGCCCUCGCGGCGCCCAGGCCUCGCAGCGCACGCCCCGCUCGCCCUCGGAGUCGGCCCUGCCCGCCGCCGGUGGAGGCGUGAGGCGACGACGGGCGAGCGCCGCGAGCAGCGUUAGCCGCCGCGGCCUGCAGUCCUCCCUCCGCCUCCUCCUCUGCCCCCCCCCCCGCUUCCCUCCUCCCACUUCCCGAGCUCCGGCGUGUCCCGGCCACGCUCGGUGCUGCUGCAGGAACAAAGGAGGACCCCGCGGCGGCGGCGGCGCCACCUCCGCCUGCGGCUCCCACCCGCUCCCGGCCCGCGGCGGCUGCUCCAGGGCGCCCGGCUCGCUCCUCCCGGAGGCCUUGGCCCGGCCCCACCGCGCCGGCGUCCGCGCGAGCCCGGCUCCUGCGCUCCUGCCCCCGCUGGCAGAGAACUAUGGCUCAGGAAACUAACCAGACCCCAGGGCCCAUGCUCUGCAGUACAGGAUGUGGCUUUUAUGGGAAUCCUAGGACGAAUGGAAUGUGUUCUGUUUGCUACAAAGAACAUCUUCAGAGGCAGCAGAAUAGUGGCAGAAUGAGCCCAAUGGGGACAGCUAGUGGUUCCAACAGUCCUACCUCAGAUUCUGCAUCUGUACAAAGAGCAGACGCUAGUUUAAACAACUGUGAAGGUGCUGCUGGCAGCACAUCUGAAAAAUCAAGAAAUGUGCCUGUGGCUGCCUUGCCUGUAACUCAGCAAAUGACAGAAAUGAGCAUUUCAAGAGAGGACAAAAUAACUACCCCGAAAACAGAGGUGUCAGAGCCAGUUGUCACUCAGCCCAGUCCAUCAGUUUCUCAGCCCAGUACUUCUCAAAGUGAAGAAAAAGCUCCUGAGUUGCCCAAACCAAAGAAAAACAGAUGUUUCAUGUGCAGAAAGAAAGUUGGCCUUACAGGGUUUGACUGCCGAUGUGGAAAUUUGUUUUGUGGACUUCACCGUUACUCUGACAAGCACAACUGUCCAUAUGAUUACAAAGCAGAAGCUGCAGCAAAAAUCAGAAAAGAGAAUCCAGUUGUUGUGGCUGAAAAAAUCCAGAGAAUAUAAAUUAGUACUUGUGAAGAGACUGAAACUUUGUUUUUAUUUUAAUAUAUGGUAGGAAAACAUUAAAGAGCAGAUGCAUGGCCAUUUUC